Messenger RNA from Lathyrus oleraceus (garden pea), 1979 nucleotides. Its product is annotated as AP2-like ethylene-responsive transcription factor PLT2. The coding region runs from base 260 to 1783 and encodes 507 amino acids. Gene Ontology annotation, molecular function: DNA-binding transcription factor activity; DNA binding. The record is from RefSeq and is a predicted model, not a curated record. The transcript is spliced from 6 exons. Gene Ontology annotation, biological process: regulation of DNA-templated transcription. Lineage: Eukaryota; Viridiplantae; Streptophyta; Magnoliopsida; Fabales; Fabaceae.
UUCAACAUAGGGCUGUAUCUUUCCCUAUUCAAACUCAAAUAAUAGUUAAAUACUCAUUUCAUGCUCUAAAACUAAAUGACCUACCUCUAAAAGAAUUCCUUUUUCAACCUCUCUUCCUCCCACCCCCUUUAUCAACACCUCCAAAGGUGUGAAGAGAGUUCACUUCUUUAAACCCUAGGCAGUGCCCUUGUAAACUUAUAUAUAUAUCACUAUUUUUCACUUCUUUCUAUUUCAUUUCCACAAUCUUCCUUCCUUCAAAAUGAACUCAAACAACUGGCUUUCAUUUCCACUUUCUCCAACUCACCCUUCCUCAGUACCACCUCAACCUUAUCAACAUCAUUUCUCUCUUGGAACAUUAGUCAAUGACAACAUGUUGGAAACCCCUUUCCAAAAUCAUGAUUGGAAUCUGAUGAAUACUCACACUAGCAAUGAAGUUCCAAAGGUUGCAGAUUUUCUUGGUGUGAACAGCAAGAGUACUACUGAAAAUGAGUCAGAUCUUGCAGCCUUUAAUCAAAUUAACGAUCAUUCUUCAGAUAACUACUUCUUCAUGCCACUACAAAGCAACUCAGCGUUAGAACCAACUUCUAGCAAUAGCUAUGAUCAAUAUCAAGAAAAUGGUACCAAUAACUUGCAAUCAUUGACAUUAUCAAUGGGGAGAGGUACUAAAGAUUCCACAUGUGAAACCGAUAAUAAUAACACUAUAGUUGAAGCAGCUGCACCUAAAAGAGCUUUGGACACCUUUGGCCAAAGAACAUCAAUAUAUCGCGGUGUAACAAGACAUAGAUGGACCGGAAGAUAUGAAGCUCAUCUUUGGGAUAAUACUUGUAGAAGGGAAGGACAAUCAAGAAAAGGUCGCCAAGUCUAUUUAGGUGGUUACGACAAAGAAGAGAAAGCGGCGAGGGCUUAUGAUUUAGCUGCAUUGAAGUACUGGGGAACAUCCACCACAACAAACUUUCCGAUGAGUAACUAUGAGAAGGAAGUUGAAGAAAUGAAGAACAUGACAAGACAAGAAUUUGUUGCAUCCAUAAGAAGAAAAAGCAGCGGAUUUUCAAGGGGUGCGUCAAUGUACCGUGGAGUCACAAGGCAUCACCAACAUGGAAGAUGGCAAGCGAGAAUCGGUAGAGUUGCAGGGAACAAAGAUCUUUACUUAGGAACAUUCAGCACUGAAGAAGAAGCUGCGGAAGCUUAUGAUAUAGCUGCAAUUAAGUUCAGAGGAUUAAGCGCGGUAACAAACUUCGACAUGAAUCGUUACGACGUGAAAGCGAUUCUCGAAAGUAAUACUCUUCCAAUAGGAGGAGGUGCUGCAAAACGGUUGAAAGAAGCACAAGCUCUAGAAUGUUCUAGAAAAAGGGAACAAGAGAUGAUAGCACUUCAAUAUGGACUAGGAGGAUCUUCAAGUUCAAGUAGGUUAGAAUUACAAGGUUACCCUUUAAUGCAAUUUGAACAACAACAACAACAACCUUUGUUAACACUACAAAACCAGGAACUAUAUACGUCGUCGUUUCAUGAUCAGAGUUAUAUACAAACUCAGCUUCAGUUGCAUCAGCAGCAACAAAGUGGUUUUUACAACUACAAUGGUGAUUAUAGUAUUCAGAAUCACCCGGGUUUGAUGGAGAAUGAUGGUGGUGGAGGGUAUAUUGGGAAUAAUAACAAUGUUAUGGGGGGAACAGCGGAUUACGACAUGUCUUCCGGAGGUUAUGGAGGUUGGUCGGCGGGAGAUUCCAUGCAAGCUUCAAAUGGAGGUGGUGGUGUUUUCACAAUGUGGAAUGGUUUGAGUAAUUAACUUGAAGAACUUAACUAGUUGUUAUACAAUUUAGUUUCUUGUUUUUUUUUUUUAUUUAAAAAUUAACUCUGCUAUAUUUAUUAUGACAAGUGAAUUUAGAGGAGAAAAAGUGACUAGUUUUAUUUCUGUAGAAUGUUAUCUACUACUGUGCCACUGACUAUUGACUAGUUAGCUGAAUCAACUAUUUGUUUGUUGA